CUAUAGGCUCAUGCGAUGUUAAAAAGGACUUUCCAUCACCAAAAAGGAGAGAGUGAUAUUGGGACCUCAGGGAUGCCGUCAGAAUCAGGAAUCACGGGCACUGUUAAAGAAACCAAAUCGGAGGUGCAGAUAAGAGAACUGUUUGACGAGUUUGAGUUCGAGACUCCAUCACCUCAUCAUCCGGACAGCCCGGUAUGCGCCUCGCCUGCGCCGAGCGACAAACAAGCCGACAGACUGCAGAAGAAGAAACCUAAGAAACAACCCACACCGUCUCCAGAACUUGUGAAAGCUCAGAUCAGACUCAGCCAGCUGCAGGGGCAGGUGCACAACAAAUCGCGGGAACUGGACGAGUUGAGGCAGGCCAACCAGGAGCUGACGUACGCCAUCAAAGUCAAGGAGGACAAACUGUCCAACAAGCGGCCCACUUACAGCGCUCUCAGUUUGAAAGGUUUCCAACGGCAACGCCAGGAGUUGACCGCCGAGCGGGACCUGGCCCUGGCCCGCCUGCAGGAGGCCGUACAGCGAGCUUGUCUUGCCGAGCAGCUCGCUUCAGACGCCGUCAGAGAUCGCGCGGAGGCCAUCGGAGAAAAAGAAAAGUUAACGGAAGAACGAGACUACGCUACGAAGCUGUACGAGAGUCUGCGAAGGUCUGUGGAUGUGGAAGACUCGGAUUUUCCGCUGAGCAUUCGGAAAACAGUCGACAGACAGGUUCAGACGUACCUGUCUUUAGUACACAGACAAGGCGGUGCCUUCAACAUGAUGUUUCAGGGCGGAGGGGCUGAUGGGAUAGCUGAGGUGUCCUCAGGGAAUCGUCCUACUACUAAAGUUGUCCAAAAGACAUCGUAUACAAACGGACGUGGCAGCGUGAAAAACACUGAAACAAAGAACAAGGAUUGGGCAAAUUUUGAGUCGUCAGCGAAGGAACAUGGGACGGCAGAAACCGGUGGCGGUGAAGCAAGUGGGGAGACCACUCACCCAUGGCUGGUUUCGGCGGGAAAGGGACACGGUGUGCGGGUUAUGAGCCCCCAUCCCGCCGAGUACAAGUCGAUGUUACGCGGCAACGCUCAGCCUAGAGUUAUGUUUCGGAGCUUCCGUAGUAACGCCACAUAGCCAUCCGUCGUAACGUUUUGAUAUUGAUCUAAAGACAUAAUCAUGUAUAUGAUGCGUUUGAACACUCUGCAUGCUUAUUUACAUGUACUACUGAACUUAGAAUACAAACAUGUCAUGUUGUUGUAAAAAUCCGCCCGAUAUCUUUAAGUAAAGUAAGCAGGUUCUUAGAAACACUUGUAUAUGAGCACUCUUUUAUUAAGCAUUCUGCUGUUAAGAAAAGGAGUAUGGCGGUGGUGGGGGUUGGCUGACUCGACGUCUUAUAACCUCGUCGGUACCAUUAUCCAAAAGUGAACCGGCAAGCCAAUGAAUCUACUUUGUCAACCCAAUUAGCAAGGACACCAACCACGGACAAUCAUGUAACUUCUAGGACUGCUAGAACAUGUGAUUAUAUACACUACCAAGGUAUAUAAUAAAAAUGUUUAACAAGAAGAAAGUUAGCAAGAUGCAAUUGCAUGAAAGUUAGUAAAUGUGUCACCUUCUACCUGA
This is a messenger RNA of Branchiostoma floridae (Florida lancelet), 1596 nucleotides long. RefSeq lists its product as uncharacterized. Bases 16 to 1110 code for a protein of 364 amino acids. The transcript has 5 exons. The record is from RefSeq and is a predicted model, not a curated record. Lineage: Eukaryota; Metazoa; Chordata; Leptocardii; Amphioxiformes; Branchiostomatidae.